CCAUUCUCUAGCCUGCCGCCGCGCGGAACACAUCUUGAGAAGAUGCUGGACAAACGAGUCCUGCUCGUGUUGGCUUCGUGCGUGUGCUCGUUGCUAACGUACUCUUUUCGUGAUGCAGGGCACCUCGCAGAAAGCCAGUCCGUGUUGGACCCGGACGGCCAGCUGGUGCUGAAAUGGCGCGUAGACUACGCGAACCGAAGGGUUCAAUUCCAGUUGCUGGUGUCCGAGUCAGCACCCGUCUUCAAAUGGUUGGCGCUCGGCUUCUCCGACAGAGGGGACCUGAAGAAUUCAGAUGUGUGUGUGCUGUGGACUGAUUAUAACGGCUCUGAGCACUUCGAGGACAUGCACGCUGACGGCUCCGGGCGGCUGCUCCGUGACCCGCGGCAGGACUGUGAGGGAUUCCACCUCGACGGCCGAACGCGCACCAUCCUCUUUGAACGCCCCUUCGACACCUGCGAUGAUCAUGAUUACGUCAUAGAGGAAGGCACAGUCCACGUGGUCUGGGCUAGGGGCACCGACAAACUUUUCUCAUCCCAAGGGCUCUGCUUGACUUGCACCUCGACAAAAAACCAUGGCUUCAUCAGAGUACGGCUCAUGACUCCUGUGAACUCACCCAAACCUGAGGGAACCCAGUACCACGUCACCAAUAAAGACCUUAAGGUUCCAAGCCGUGACACUACUUAUUGGUGCAAAGUGUUCAAGUUGCCUGAUUUCAUUACUGAGAAGGUUCAUCAUAUUACACAGUUUCAAUCGAUUAUAACUCGAGGAAAUGAAGGCUUGGUGCACCACAUGGAAGUUUUUUACUGUGACGUGGAUCCUAAGAACGAGGUCCCGUUAUACGAGGGUGAUUGCUUUGCUCCGGAUAGACCUGAGAUUACCAAAAAAUGUUCUAAGGUAAAAGCGGCAUGGGCGAUGGGCGCUCGUCCGUUUACGUACCCUGAUGAUGCCGGUCUACCGCUUGGUGGGUCUCAGGCAAGCAAGUUCGUCAUGCUAGAGGUGCACUACAACAACCCUGAAUUAAGAAAAGACUGGGUGGAUAGUUCCGGCAUCAUGCUCUACGUGACCUCCAAUCGGCGGAAAUACGAUGCGGCGAUCAUGGAACUGGGCCUCGAAUAUACGGACAAAAUGGCAAUUCCACCAGGCCAGGACGCCUUCCCGCUAACCGGUUACUGUGUGCCGCAGUGCACAGGCGUUGGUCUGCCGGCGGAAGGCAUCGUCGUCUUUGGCAGUCAGUUACAUACGCACUUGACGGGUGUGGCGGUCUGGACAAGGCAUUCUCGGCGCGGCGUCGAGCUGCCAGUGCUGAACCGUGACAUGCAUUAUUCCACGCAUUUCCAGGAGAUCAGGCUGCUGCACAAACCUGUUAAAGUACUGCCGGGUGACUACUUGGAAACAACCUGCAUCUACCGCACGUUGGACCGCCCUAACGCCACAAUCGGAGGCCAUGCCAUAACGGACGAGAUGUGCGUGAACUACAUCCACUACUACCCCGCCACCACGCUCGAGGUCUGCAAGAGCGCCGUCUCUAACGCCGCCCUGGAGAGCUUCUUUAAUUUUGAGAGGAACUGGGACAACAUGUCAAUCUCCAAGUCUUCACCACCUCGCCAGAGCUACUUGUCCAUAGACCCGUGGAGCCCGCUACGAGUAAACUCAUUACACACGCUUUAUACAGAGUCGCCGAUAUCAAUGCAGUGCAACCAGUCCGAUGGGCACCGUUUCCAGGGUGACUGGGAAGGUUUGCCUAUCCCCAGAAUCAAGCUUCCCCUUCCAGCCGAACGACGUGUUUGUCCUAACACCCACAAUGGAAUCCAGUUUAAAAAAUAGAUAAAUAAAAACAUUACCAAUCAA
This is a messenger RNA of Cydia pomonella (codling moth), 1848 nucleotides long. RefSeq names its product tyramine beta-hydroxylase (gene Tbh). The transcript is spliced from 11 exons. Gene Ontology annotation, cellular component: secretory granule membrane. The record is from RefSeq and is a predicted model, not a curated record. The coding region runs from base 43 to 1824 and encodes 593 amino acids. Gene Ontology annotation, biological process: octopamine biosynthetic process; dopamine catabolic process; norepinephrine biosynthetic process. Lineage: Eukaryota; Metazoa; Arthropoda; Insecta; Lepidoptera; Tortricidae. Gene Ontology annotation, molecular function: dopamine beta-monooxygenase activity; copper ion binding.